AUGGAUACUGUAGCAUGUCUAAACCGGCUGCGUGCUCAGUUUCUGUGGGACUGUCCCGAGAACGAGCAGAUGAGGCGAAUCAUCAAACCGUAUAUGGCUGGUCAAGAAGGCUCCAUUGACGAGGUGGCUACAUUGUACAUAGCACCAGAUGGCCAUGAUAUGCUACCAGAGAUGGAAUCCCCGCCUCUUUCUUUGACGAACAUGGAUGGUUACCUUUCGAAGAAUAGGCCGUUGUUGGCUAAUGCUAGACAUUACUCAAAGUCAAAGGAGUUGACGAAAAAUGCGAGAGGAGAAGUAUCGGUGGCACGUAAUAAAUCGAAUAAGGACCAGAAGGAUGUCGAACGCGAGCGGCAAUCGAUAAGUGCUCAGAAUCAAGCAAGACAUUCGGCUUUCGACACGGUUACUGAAAGACGGCUCCCAGUGUCCAUCAAAUCUGACACAACGUAUCGAAAGCAUGAUAGCGAUUCACAGACGGACAGCGACGAGCCAGAGGCUGAUGAUUUUAAGAAGAAAGCCAGUCGGAGGCUCUCAAUCUCGCGAAUAUUCAAGGGCAGGCACGAAUCUAAUGGUAGGAAAGACAAUAAGAAAAGGCGUGAGCUCCAGAAAAAGCGGCGAGAUAUCAAUUUUGAUAUCAACUUUGAUUACGACGAGGAUUUGGAGGAGGAUGACGACGAAGAAGAAGACGAAGAAGGGGAAAAUCUGCAGUCUCGUUUUUUCCAACUCGAUCUGGAGUCAAGUAAGUCAUCACACGCAAAUGGCGACGAAGACAAGGAUCCAGGGCUGAACAGACCGAACAGCAGCACUACGGGUUUCAGCAGCCGCGCUAAUAAUGUCGCGCCUGGUACUAGUGCCACAUUAAGUGCCAACAAUCGAAAAUCACAUUUUCCUCAAAACAUAAUGCCAAGGGCCUCAUUGGUGGACGGUGGAAGGAACGGCAGUUUAAGAUCGGAUCGAUUGCAAAGGGUGAAUGGCCACGAGAAUGCAAUCAUAGGUGAUCAGAAAGAUAAUAGAACAGCUGUGGAGGGUGAGGAAUACGGAUCCGACCUCGAAUCUUAUAUCAACGAGCAGGACUUGGAUAAUUUGGAUUUGGAUGGCGAGGCUUUGACGGAUGAUAAUGAUAAUUUCUCUAAAGUGAACCUGAGACUCAGCUCUACUAAUAAAAACGUCGAGAAUCAAGAAGAAGGAUCAGUCCCGAACGGCGAUCAUAGAUCAAGUAGUGGCUCAUCAUAUGGGAGGUCCCUUUUAGACUCAGAUUUCAGCGGCAGCAACUUCAUGAAGAAGGAAUCUUCGGCGAUUGAUAGCACAUCUUUCCUGGAUGACUCUGAUAUGCAACCGGCUACAAUGUCUCACUCUAUCCCAAUGACUCUCGAAGACUAUGGGAUAUACCAUGGUCAAGAUGAUUCAACACUUAACAAUGUCUUUGACGAGGCUGUAAUGAACAUGAAGAAGUCAUCCAGAACACAGUUGAGAGAAAGGAGAUCGUCGAAUUGCUUGAUAUCCCAUAGUCUUGGGAGUACGCGCCACUCCAGUAGCUCGAAUACCGGGAUAAAAGGGAAAGGUCAUACGCGGUCACUUUCCACUGCAAGUAACGAUAGCAGUAAAGUUAGAAGCGAGUUGGAGAAGAAGUGCGCACUUGGUCCUGGUGGGAGGCAAGGAAAGCUAAACUUGCCACCGAGUAUUUACCGCAAUGGAUCGACUCCAAGGGGAAGCUCUCUCGUCAUACAGAAAAUUACUGAUUUCCCGAAGCCCGACACUUCUGACUCUCUUUUAUCUUCAUUGUUCAGUCGCAGGAAGCAAGCGAAAGCGAGCGCGGCAGAUAUCCUGGAGUACUUCUCCUUUGUCUCUGGAAACAAGGUCCCGAGAGGUGAAGCAAGCACCAUAAGCGUAUAUAUCCAGUCUUCCGCCAAGUAUAAACGGCAUCCCUUUGAAGCAAACAUCAGAAACUCGGCAACCAUAUUUGAGACUAUUGGGUAUAUCCUUUACCUCUUUUCAACCAAAUUCAAGCCAGAUAAAAGUGAAGGAGAUGGUCUGAACGAAGAUGAAAUUAAAGAUCCAAACAAAUUCUGCCUUAAGAUCGUUGACGAGGACGGAGAGCCUUUUGAAGAUGAUUUUGGUAAAAUCGACAGACUGAAAACCAUUCAAUCGCUCUCUGACAAUGAAGUAGUGCUUUGUAAGGUAAGUGCAACUGAGGAGAAGUUAAACGAAAAGGAAACUCCACUUCCAUACGACCUUCACGGUGAGAUAAUAGACAAUGCUCAAAUACAUAGUGGUGGGAACUUGCGAUUAAACCAGUUUAGCUAUUACAAGCCCAUUUUGAGCGACGAAACGAACAAGAAAAAUGAGAACUCAAAAAUCAUAUCCGUGAAGGUUUACUUAUUUCCCUGUGGGAACAAAGAGUUUAAUUAUACUAUCGUCGAAGUAUCAGUUACAUCUAGUCUGAAUGAUAUAUUGGUACGGUAUUGUAAGAUGAAAAAGAUGGAUCCAAAUGAAUAUCUUCUCAAGGUUCCCGAUAAAAAGGUAGCAUUGAAUCUUAAUGACACAGUUCUUCGACUUGAUGGCCAUCACGAAGUCGAGGUUGUUUCCAAAAGAGAAGCCCGGGAGCUUCAUUUAGAAAAAUGCAGACCAGACCUUGCCAAACCCAAUCUGCCAACUAUUCAAAGCACUGAUUUAACUCCAAUGACCUUGGACCCUUCUGCGUAUCUGAAACCCGAAUCACCAACUGUUACGAAGGUAGCAUCUCUGGAAAAUAAACCGUCAACCAAGUACAGGAAAGCGGGUUCCAAGCAUAAGUUGGUGCUCAGCACCCAGAUAUCCGGCUCGAGCAACACAAGUGGUAGCACAGUGAACGCAUUCUUUAAGGCCAAAAACUCAUCAAAGGCUUCGCUGCAUGGCUCGUACUACGCACCUGACCACUCCACACCUGUCUCAGGUACCAUGAACACCGGUGGUAGUAACAGUAACUAUCCAGAGCUGCUAUCCGGCGCGUAUCACAAAUACAAGGUCUGGAGGAGGCAACAGAUGUCUCUGAUGAAUAAACAUGAGAGAGCGUUAGCACUGGAUGGUGAUUACAUUUACAUCGUUCCACCAGAAAAGCAUUUGCACUGGCAUGAAAACGUCAAGACCAAAUCCAUCCAUAUAAGUCAGGUUAUUUCUGUCGCUAAAUCCAAGAGAGUCCCCGAAUACUUCAAACUAUUCAUUCGAAGAGGGCAGCACGACCUCAAAAGAUACUACUUCGAGGCGGUAUCCUCCCAAGAAUGUAUGGAGAUUGUUUCCAGGAUACAGAACUCGCUGAAUGCUUAUAAGAUGAACCAUAAGUAG
Torulaspora globosa is the source of this 3318-nucleotide messenger RNA. It is a transcript of the gene AVO1, whose product is annotated as Avo1p. Gene Ontology annotation, cellular component: plasma membrane; TORC2 complex; cytoplasm. Gene Ontology annotation, molecular function: phosphatidylinositol-4,5-bisphosphate binding. The transcript has a single exon. Gene Ontology annotation, biological process: TORC2 signaling. Bases 1 to 3318 code for a protein of 1105 amino acids. NCBI's taxonomy places the organism in Eukaryota, Fungi, Ascomycota, Saccharomycetes, Saccharomycetales, Saccharomycetaceae. The record is from RefSeq and is a predicted model, not a curated record.